This is a messenger RNA of Panicum virgatum (switchgrass), 1215 nucleotides long. RefSeq names its product heat shock 70 kDa protein BIP5-like. Gene Ontology annotation, biological process: protein refolding; endoplasmic reticulum unfolded protein response; cellular response to unfolded protein. The transcript is spliced from 3 exons. Gene Ontology annotation, cellular component: membrane; endoplasmic reticulum chaperone complex; nucleus. The record is from RefSeq and is a predicted model, not a curated record. Bases 1 to 1215 code for a protein of 404 amino acids. Gene Ontology annotation, molecular function: heat shock protein binding; misfolded protein binding; ATP hydrolysis activity. Lineage: Eukaryota; Viridiplantae; Streptophyta; Magnoliopsida; Poales; Poaceae.
AUGGCUGGCCAUGGCGGCAUCAGGGCUACGGCUCGCACACUGCUUCUAAUCCUUGUCUGCCUGCUCGCCGCCGUGUCAGGGCUCCAAAUCCCGCACCGUUAUCACGCGGGCACGCGCACGAACAGCACCCCUGAUAGGUCUAGGUACCGGCCCGGAGCAGCGAUCGCCAUCGAUCUGGGCAACACCAACUCUUGCGUCGCUGGCUAUGGCCCUGGUGGCAAGAUGGACGAGACCUUGUUCCGCUUCUGCAUCCCCUCCUGGGUUGCCUUCGCCGACGACGGCACCGCCCUCGUCGGCGAGGACGCCAAGAACCACGCCGACGCUGACCCCGAGGCCGUCAUCUUCGGUUUCAAGCGCAUGCUCGGGCUAAGGCGAAAUCACGAGGACGAGGAGGAUGUCGUGCAGAGACUCAUCGAGCGUGUGCCGUACAAGAUCGGUGCACGGAACUUCGUCAGCCCGAGCGUCCAAGUGCAGGCCAAGGACGGCGCGGUCAGGCAGGUCGACGUUGUGGAGAUCGCGUCCGUGGUGGUCGCCGAGCUAAAGAAGAUGGCUGAGGACCACCUCGGCCGUAAGGUCAGGCACGCCGUCGUCACCGUCCCGCAACACUUCGGUGGCUCGUCGACGUGGGCGGCCAUGGACGCCGGCAAGAUCGCCGGGCUGGACGUCGUGCGCACGGUCUCGGAGCCGGUUGCGGCAGCUGUCGCCUACGGCCUCCGCGGGAAGCUGCGCGAGGACGGCAAUGCGCUUGUCCUCCAUAGGACCGUGGACUACCUGGUCGAGGUGAUCAAGUCCACGCAUGGCAAGGAUAUCACAGAGGACAGGACUGCUCUCAGAAACAUGAGCAUGGCGUGUGAGCGUGCCAAGAAGGCUUUGAGUACUCAAGAUCAUGCCCAAGUCAGCAUCGAGUCUCUAUUCGGCGGCGGCAUGGAUUUCUCGCACUCGCUCUCGCGGCAAAAAUUUGAGGAACUAAAUGAUGAUCUGUUCAACAAAAUCAUUGCCUUGGUGGAGACAGUCAUGGCAGUUGCUCAACUGGAGAGGAGCAAAAACAAGAUCGAUGGGAUUGUUCUUGUUGGUGGCAGCACCAUGAUCCCUAAGAUUCAGAGAAUCGUUAAGGACUACUUUGGGGGGAAUGAACUAAACAUAAGGGUGAAACCAGACGAAGCCGUUGUUCUUGGAGCAGCAGCACUUCAUGUGCAUUCUUCUGAUAAUUCUUGA